Messenger RNA from Magnusiomyces paraingens, 504 nucleotides. RefSeq lists its product as uncharacterized. The record is from RefSeq and is a predicted model, not a curated record. The transcript has a single exon. NCBI's taxonomy places the organism in Eukaryota, Fungi, Ascomycota, Dipodascomycetes, Dipodascales, Dipodascaceae. The coding region runs from base 1 to 504 and encodes 167 amino acids.
AUGUCUACCCAAGAAUCAAUCAUCACCCUUAAGCCCGUCUUCCACCUCUCCUUCGACCUCGAGGAGAUCCAGCCUGUCGCCAGCCGCGCUGCCGGCGAUGACGUCGUCGUCAACAUCACUGGUGGCUUCACAAAGUCCUACGACGAAAAGUAUCCCUUCAACUCCACAAUUCUCCACGGCCGUGAUGAUAUUCUUGUCAACCCCACUCACAACAGCCUCGACUGCAGAGUCUACGGCAAGACUGAAGAUGGUGCUGGUUUUACUAUCAGAUACGGAGGCAUUGUCCAAGCCUCAGCCCCAGUUGGUGCCGUUUGCUCUGGUCAAUCCAAUGGCCACACCUAUGAAGAGUCCUAUGUCACAAACAACAUGACUGUCUUCAUCGACAAGGAUGCCCCUAAAAAGUACGACUGGAUUAAGUUCCACAAUCUCGUUGGCCGUGGUAGAUUCUUUAGGGAUGACAAGGGUUUCCACAUUGAGUACAUUAUGCACGCCAUUGUCCAGUAA